AUGAAAGUCAAGAGAGUUAAACGCGCGGCUAAAAUCUUGAACUUCUAUAAACAUCAUUAUAAAAUCGCAGCUCCAUUCAAAAUACUAGUCGAUGGUACAUUUUGUAUGGCAGCUUUGAUCAACAAACUUAAUUUACGAGAACAACUUUCAAAGUAUUUAGGAGGCGAAACUCAUGUUGUGACCACACGAUGCGUUAUGCAAGAGCUCGAACAAAUUGGACCUGAUGUUUAUGGAGCUCUUGCCCUAUGCCGUCAUUUCGAUGUAGUCCAUUGUCCUCAUACACCUUUCAAAGGUGCUAAUGAUUGUUUUAUCCGUCUUGCUAAAAAAGCAAAAACAAAAGGAACGAAAUUCAUCUACGCCACACAAGAUCCAGAACUUACCGAAAAGAUUCAUUCCGUCCCAGGUGCUCCAGUUAUAUAUAUCAAUGGUACUUCAAUCAUUCUCCAGAAGCCAUCAGAGGUCUCAGUGAAUGAAGCGAAAGCAGAGGACCCAGAAAUAGCGAAAUUGACCGACUUAAAAAGAACGGUCUUAGGAGAAGUGGAGAAAAUAAAAAAAGUCAAAAAGCUUAGGGGUGUCAAUCCACUUUCCUGCAAGAAGAAGAAGAUGAAGGCUAACGUUCCUGUCACAUUCGCAGGUGUAUCAUCCAAAACAAUGAACGGGAAAAGAAGAAGGAAGAAGUUGGAAAAAGAAGAAAGAGCCUUAUUGGGAGACAAGUAUGAGUCAGCUCGUCAAAUGAGCAAAGGUGUUCACAACUUGAUGUUCGAUCACAGUUAA
Messenger RNA from Auanema sp. JU1783, 774 nucleotides. Lineage: Eukaryota; Metazoa; Nematoda; Chromadorea; Rhabditida; Rhabditidae. The record is from the annotation of a GenBank genome assembly.